UUUUAGUUCCUCAAAUUUAAGAGGAAAAAGUCUUGAAUGCCAGCAGUUCUUCAGAUCUUCGUCCUUGGGUAGGGGGCUCCCGUCAUCUUUAUAGACACAUGACAAAGGUUAAUAACUAAUGCCGGUUAAUAACUAUGCAGUCUGUAAACACCAUAACGGUAUAUUAGAAUAAUGUUUACGGCUUGUUUUGCACCACGCCAUCAAGAUAAUAUUUACAUCAGCUUUCAAAGAGGUUUUCUCCACUAAAGGCCAGCGGUACGACCAUGAAAAGUAGCAAGCUAGGAUUUUCUUGUGCGGCAGCGAUAAGCAAUUUGGUUACAAUGAUAGCGAGAUGAGAUGGACCAUAAGACGAUAGCUAGCAACUCUCCUCGUCCUUUCCUUGAAUAAACCUUGAUAGCAGGUCACUGGUCAUCAUGGUCGUCUCCACCACAGAACCUCCUCCUACUGAGUCUGCUGCUGUUCAGGAAGGCCUUCGCGUCUUCAAACUUGUCAUGUACAUUACGAUCUUCAUAGUUAGCGUCCUGGCGAACACCUUUAUGCUCUUAACGCUGUGGAGAAAGUUUCGCCGUCACAGAAAAACUGCCAAGAGUUUUAUUAUACUGAUGCAGAACCUUGGCAUGUCUGGCCUCGUUCUGGUGGUGGCCUCGAUUCCAUUUGAUGCAGUGUCGCAAGACUCCGACAAGUGGCCUUUUGGAGCCGGGGGCUGUAAGAUUCUUUAUCCGUUACAGACGGUUGCGUUACAGGCUAUGGUGUUCACGUAUGUGGCUCUGGCUUAUCAUCGAUGGUAUGGCGUGUCAAGAAACCUGUUUGGUCAAAUGAAGUUCAUCCUUGCAGUCGUACUCACAUUCGUGAUUUGGAUCACCAGCAUCAUCACAGUCGUCCCUUAUGUCCUGAUCUUGGAUUACAACUACAUUAACAAAACAUGUGACGAGUAUUGGAGCUCGGAUGGAAGCCGCCAAGCUUACACCAUCUCUCUGUUUCUAUUGGAUUACGCCCUUCCACUUAUCGCUUUGUUCGUCAUCUACGUGAUGGUCUGGGGACGUCUUCAAAGUUAUAGGGUCCUGGAUCCUGAACGCGCCGCCCGGCGAGAACGUCACCACAGAAUCAUCCGGAUGAUGGUAGCCCACGUCAUCGUGUUCGCCGUCUUUUUACUCCCUCAUCAGAUCAUGUGGCUCAUCUUGGAUUUCGCAAAUGGCGAAAAGAAACUUUACUUCCGAGACGUAUUUAACAUCGUGUACAUCUUCACGUAUGCAAUAACGAUCAUAAAUCCCAUUUUGUUCUUCAUCUACAACCCGGAAUUCAAACGUCAUUUGUUGCACUACCUCAAAUGCCAGUGCCUCGUGAAAAGAGAGUUGUUUAGUGUGGAGAAUUUGUCCGAGUCGUUUUCGGAAGAGUUCGACCCAAAGAGCCGACGUCCGAAUGGGUACCGAGCGUCCAUGCCGCCGAAAUACGAGAUGAAUGAAGUGCCAAAGGAGAACAACUAUGGAUCGACGCCCACUAUACACACAGAUGGGGCAACUUUGCCUCGUUAUGAUUCUGGCCUUGGGUUGGUCGAGGCUGGAUUGUUUCCGUCGGCAGUGGAUCGACUACGUACCGCGGGGAAAAAUAAGGAAUCUACCCCGUCUACCUCUCCCCCGGGAUCAGAUGUGGUCAGUUACACGGACAGGAAAGAUUCGGUCACUUACACGGACAGGAAAGACUCCCUUGACCGAGGGGGUGAGUGGCUGUAAGUUGACAACUGAAUAUUGUUACAUAUAAAGGGUAAAAUAUCAGCUUAAGGAGACAAUAUUAGAGAUUUAAGAAAACCACGACGGCAACGGCAACGAGAACGUCGCUAAACAAAAGGUUUAAUGAGCAGAACAAUGGUUGUGCACGUGCGUAAUGAAUCUUCGUGAAUUUCUUUGCGUUCUCUGCAAAACAACAACGUGAAAUGACUAAACUUUGCGUUGUCUAGAAAACGUGAUCUAGGACGGCUCAUUUUUUAUAUUUCAAUUUCUAAUUGAACGCUGUGUACCUUAGUGUUGAGAUAGUUUUGACAGUGAAAAACAAGCUACAUGACUUAAGUGUAUCGCGAGAUUGAUAGGUAAAAUAUGUUAUUUUUUAACCGACGUUGUCCACGACGUCGCCGUCGUCAUUUUCUUAAACUCCCGAAUACAAUGCGAUAAACUUUCAAACUAGCACAAGGUGGCUUUGUACAAAUAACCUGAACAUUGAAUAUCUCGCUUUCGGAAUUGCGUUUGUCGCCCGGGUUACAUUUUUUAAAAAUUCCUUAUACCAAAUCCAGGGAUCUCUUUCAAUGUGCAUUUAGAAAACUUGGUGUUACAAACAUACUUUAUUGUUAAUAAUAUUGACUAUAGACCUUAUUAUGACUUCACAAUGACUGCACUGAUGUACCUAUAUAGAUUUUGUGGGAUAGAGUUCGUCAACUAAAAUUGCUUUUAGGGGUUAAAUAGAAACAUUUUUAGGUAGAUGUCACAUAGCUCGGAAAAAGUUUCUUCAAAUUAGGCUUUAUUUAUUACAAAUCUUUAACAAAUUAAAGCGUAAUAUACACAAGAUAUUUACGUGCGCAUGCUUUGCACGAGCCAUGCAGAGUUCUUCAAAACAGCUGAAAGUUGUAAGGGGCCGACCAUUUCUCUUUUGAAGG
Messenger RNA from Stylophora pistillata, 2644 nucleotides. RefSeq names its product QRFP-like peptide receptor. Lineage: Eukaryota; Metazoa; Cnidaria; Anthozoa; Scleractinia; Pocilloporidae. Gene Ontology annotation, molecular function: G protein-coupled receptor activity. Gene Ontology annotation, biological process: G protein-coupled receptor signaling pathway. Gene Ontology annotation, cellular component: membrane. The record is from RefSeq and is a predicted model, not a curated record.